Molecule: messenger RNA, 284 nt
Organism: Suillus discolor
Lineage: Eukaryota; Fungi; Basidiomycota; Agaricomycetes; Boletales; Suillaceae
Exons: 3
Source: RefSeq, a predicted model, not a curated record
UGUAUAAAAGAUUCCCUCAGAUUUUCAGUGUGAAUCAUCACUCUCAUACAUCCCUGACCAUGCAACUUUCUGUGCUCCUAAGCGCGCUUAUAUCUUUCGUCAUUCUUGCUACAGCGUCACCCACGCCUGGAGCCAUCUCGAAACGUUCCUUCGAGGGAAACACGCUUGACACGAACUUUGGACGCGAUCUCCUAGUAGAGAGCAAGGAGCGCAAGGAACUUGAGUCACGCAUCGCUUACGACGACGACGACUUCCCAAGCACUGGAGGCAAGGAGUGCGAUGAA